This is a messenger RNA of Trichosporon asahii var. asahii CBS 2479, 381 nucleotides long. RefSeq names its product snRNP subunit. The record is from RefSeq and is a predicted model, not a curated record. Bases 1 to 381 code for a protein of 126 amino acids. Gene Ontology annotation, cellular component: precatalytic spliceosome; small-subunit processome; box C/D methylation guide snoRNP complex. Gene Ontology annotation, biological process: maturation of SSU-rRNA; mRNA splicing, via spliceosome. The transcript has 3 exons. NCBI's taxonomy places the organism in Eukaryota, Fungi, Basidiomycota, Tremellomycetes, Trichosporonales, Trichosporonaceae. Gene Ontology annotation, molecular function: RNA binding.
AUGUCCGCCCCCAACCCCAAGGCCUUCCCCCUCGCCAACGCUCAGCUCACCAACCAGAUUCUGGAUGUUGUGCAGCAGGCUUCUCACUUCAAGCAGCUCAAGAAGGGUGCUAACGAGGCUACCAAGACCCUGAACCGUGGUAUCUGCGAGUUCAUCAUCAUGGCCGCCGACGUCGAGCCCAUCGAGAUCGUCCUCCACCUCCCCCUCCUCUGCGAGGACAAGAACGUUGUCUACUGCUUCGUCCCCUCGAAGACCGCCCUUGGCCGUGCUUGCGGUGUUUCGCGCCCCGUCAUCGCCGCCUCGGUCACCACCAACGAGGCCCGUGAGCUCAACUCGCAGAUCCAGGCCGUCAAGAACGAGAUCGAGAAGCUCCUCAUCUAA